Xenopus tropicalis (tropical clawed frog) is the source of this 2476-nucleotide messenger RNA. RefSeq names its product chromosome 4 C3orf18 homolog (gene c4h3orf18). The record is from RefSeq and is a predicted model, not a curated record. Bases 280 to 675 code for a protein of 131 amino acids. Lineage: Eukaryota; Metazoa; Chordata; Amphibia; Anura; Pipidae. The transcript has 5 exons.
AAUUGACAGGAGGCGGGGCACAGCAUCCUAUUCAGGGAGCAGCCCUGCUCCCAUACAGGAUUGUUAGGCUUGUUACUCCUGUAUUUUGCCCUGGCGGGGAGAAGACCCUGGUGCCCCAGUUGGGGGCAAAUACUACAGUUCCGGGUUGACCGCCAAGCUGUUCUCAGUUUGCAUUCUAUCAAGUUAAUUCAUUGUCCUGGGGUAUUUAUUUGCCAAAGGAAAACAGUGUGCCCACGAGAUGUGUAAACUGGAUCUUGGACUGCUGGUUACAGCACAAACAUGAAUAACCGCAGUGUGCCAUCACCUCUGUACGUUGGGGUCACUACAGAGCCCAGCACGGUCACCACACCCUUUAACAGCACCAAAGGAGUUGAGACUGGAUCUCCUAAUAUGGGCACCUGGUUACUGUCUCUUGGCAUUGUCACUGUGAUCGGACUGGCUGUGGCAAUGGUUCUGUAUAUCAGAAAACAAAAGAGACUGGAAAAGCUGCGCCAUCAGCUGAUGCCCAUGUAUAACUUUGAUCCGGCAGAGGAGCAGGAAGAUCUGGAGCAGGAGUUGCUGGAGCCAAAUAGGGAUGCACAGCCUCAAGGCAAGGUCCUACUCACCAGUCUGUGCCCACUUCAGAGGCCCACUCGCCUUGUUUUCACCGAUGUGGCCAACUCGAUCAGCGCUUGAUUGGGAUUCUUCAUUAUAUGUGACAACAUCCACGGGCCGAAGAUAGGUGUCACUGCGUCGUUUGUGUCACUGCGCACUGGGGGACACCCAUGGAGGGUUGAUCUAGUGCAACUAUAGUUACAAAACUGUAUCUUGCUCACCCGAGUCGGGCUCUGCCUCAGAGGUCAGCAUGGCAGAGAGGUACAGGUGUAGGGUUAUGUGGACUGUUUUACAACAUAGGACCAAACACAUCUGUUUAGGGCCAAACACACCUGUGUACAUAUUGGUGAUACACAGAAUACAUAGUGUGCUACAUAAUCCACUAUAUAUUUCCACGAUUCUGCCACGGCCAUGACACUGCUCUGUAUGCAGCAUAACGCUGUGACACCCAUACUUUCCUACUCUGCCCACUGGAACACAUCAUUCCCUUCAUAGCAUGUGCUACACCUCCUGCAUAAUAAAGCAUUUUGAUCUUCAUGCUCUGCUGUGCCCUCUGCCAUGAUACAUGUAGCAUUAUGCCUGUGGCUGUGUCCCAGGCAGGACAUGCUACUUGGCCUGUUCCAUUAAACAUUCUACUCUAUGAUCAUUUAUGCCAUUUAUUUUGGCAUGGCACACUUUGCUUUCACCUUGCACACAAUUUUCUCCCCUAAAACUGGUUCUUUUGCCCUCACUGUGUCAUACUUUUCACUCCUCCUCAGCUGAGGCUCUCUCUAUGGUCUCUUGUGUUCAGAGUGGAUUCUGCACUCUUCUCACAGCUUACAGUGGUAAAGUCUACUUUCCUUUACCUUGGUUCACUCUUCACUCCUUUUACAAUAUCAAAUUCUAUUGAGCACAUGGUACACUCACUUUCUAUCCCCUCACUAUUGUGUAUCUGAUUUCCCUUCAAAACGGAACACACUAGUCUCUGUCUACCUUCCCCUCACAAUGUCACACUCAACUCACUAUGAAUGCUUUGCUGUCUGCUUCACCCUUAUUAUGGCACACUCCUCACUAAGGAUGCACUGAAUCCCCUAUUUGGGAUUUGGUUGAAUCCUGAAUCCUUUGCGAAAGAUUUGGCCAAAUACCAAAUCCGAAUUAGACUUUUGCAUAUGCAAAAUAGGCUACGGAAGGGUUAAAAAUAUUUAACUUCCCUUUGUGUGACGAAAAGUCACAUUCUUUUAACGAUUCAGAUUCGGUUUGGCCAGGCACAUGGAUGUGGCUGAAUCCCAAAGUGACAAAUCUUGGCUGAAUCCCAAACUGAAUCCUGGAUUCAGUGCAUCCCUACUCUUCACUGCCAAUAGAACACUAUACUUAUUCCUCACAUUGUACAGUUUCCCUUCCCCUCACCAUUGUACACUCUGCCAGGGCACACUCUGAACUGCACUUUUGUGGAUCAGCCAAUACCAUAACACAAGGGAAUGUGCUAGUACAGAGACAUAUAUUCUGCACCUUGGGACUGUGCCAUACAGGAGCAUUCACACUAUAUGGAAUUUGCCACAUACUUCUGUGUGUAUAUAGAUGUACACAUUCUCCUGUACACUGACCCUGCUUUGAUGACCUCUGAGCAUAAUUAGGGCUGUUAUAAUUUUUUUUUAUUUACUGCCAGAGCAGCCCUCAUGCAUUUCAGGUCUCAUUUGGGAAUAGAAAUAGUUAUUAUAUACCAUAAAACACUGCGAGCUGCCACAUAUCUGACUGAGAGAUGCCAAGCGAGGCGCUUGUCUGGACUGUGGCAGCACAGGGCUACACUGGCAGUACCAUGUAUUAUUUAUUGGACGUUUAAAAGUUUGAUAUUUAUUUAUUUAUCUGAACCCCUUGUGCUUCAUUAAAGUGCAAUACAUAUGAA